AUGCCUGGCGCCGUGCCCACGGCAACGGAUUUUGUUCAGGACUAUGCGGCCAAGCGGGCGGCGCAGAUGGAGCGUGCUAGGCGGAUUCGUGAGGAGCGGCAGCAGUUUCAGCAGUCGCAGCAGUCGCAGCAGCAGUCGCUCUCCUACAGCGCAAACAGCGCGGACAACAUGAGCGGCAGUCUAGUGGCAACCCCGCCGAUUCUUCCCCCGGCGGCACGUAGCCGCCGCAUUGCAAAUGUGGUGGAAGAGGAUUUCAAGCGCGCCACGAAGGCCGGCAUCAUCACCCCGGACCAGGCGCGUCAGCUGUGGGCGAUGCUCUCAGACCAGCUCGUGCAGGUUGACAGCCCUGGGCCCAGCGCGCCGGCGGGGAGUAGCUACAACGCCCACAUUCCGACACCCACGACGCAGGAGGCGCCGGCGCGGAAGCCGGCAAGCUUCGGCAACAGCAUCUCGCUCGACUCCCUGCGUGCCUCCAUCGCCCAGUUUAAGGCGAAGCAAAGGCAGCAGCAGCAGCAGCAGCGGCAGGACGUCGUCCAGCCGCAGGAGUUAGUGGGGAGGGCGGGUGGGGGCGGUGGCAGCAACGCUAAUGAGGCGUACGAGCUGGCGACCCGCCUCUUUGCGCCCCCGCCGGCUGGGGUAAUUGCGGGUACAGCCGGGGCAGCCAUGCCACGCCCCGCCCGCAGGGAAAUUCGCGCCGGAAGCAACGAAGCUGCAACCCGGCAAAUGGAACCGGCAGAGGAGCCGGCGGGCGGUGAUGAGAUGAAUGACUGGGGGCUGCGACGAAGCCCACUGGCACGGAAGGCAAAGCGUGAUAAGCAGCAUUCGCAACCAAAGAAGCCGGCGUGGAACUUUGAUGUCGAGCUGGGGCACAACGACAGGGAGGCGGAGGCGGAGGCGGUGGCGAUACCACACAUGAAGCGCCCACUCUCCCGGCAGCAGCACCAGCAACGGCGUGGCUCAGAGGGGGGCGGGGGCGCGCAGCAGCAGCAGCGCAUGAACCCGCCCAUGCAGUUUGACGAGAUGCCUGUUGGGAGUGUGGCGUCCGCAACGGCGGUGGAGGCGUCCCAGCGACCGCGACAGCCGCAGCCGGUUGUUGCCAAGACGGUCAUGAGCAAGAAGAAGGUGAGCAACGCCGCCGUGCAGCCCUCCCCACGCGCCGCCGUUGCCUUUGACGAAGUCGCCGUGGGUGCGAGUGGCGCUGGUGGUGGCGGUGGGAAGGGCAUCGGCGACGCGGUGGCGUCGCAGCCGGCGGAAAAGGAAUCGUUGCUGUCCUGUGGCUUGUGCGGCCGCAGCUUCCGCGCGUCCAUCCUCGCUCGGCACGAGGCUGUCUGUGCAAAGAUGCAGAAGAAGCGGCGCGUCUUUGACAUGAAGGAGCAACGACUAGAGGGCCUUGAGGGCAUUCGCGAGGUGGCUGCAACGAGCGCCAGUGCCUCGCUGCGGAGCGGGAAGCGGCAGCCGGCGGGGGCGGGGGCGGCUGUUGCCAACCCCAACCCAAGCAAGCUGCCCAAGUGGAAGAUACAGCACGAACAGUUUCAGGCCACCAUGCGUGCCAUGCGGCAAAUGAACGCGGAGGCGGGCGGCGGCGGCGGCGGCGGCAAGGGCAACAACCUUGGUGGCGGCAAACAUGGAAACCCGCUGCCACCACCGCCACUGCCACUGCCUGAGGAGUACGACGACCGCGUGCCGUGUCCUCACUGUGGCAGGAAGUUUGCCGAGCUCACGGCGCAGCGGCACAUCCCGAAGUGCAUGACGACCAUUGCGAGACCAAAGGGACUCCGUCCGACGCGUCGGUGA
Molecule: messenger RNA, 1794 nt
Organism: Trypanosoma conorhini
Lineage: Eukaryota; Euglenozoa; Kinetoplastea; Trypanosomatida; Trypanosomatidae
Exons: 1
Coding region: 1-1794 (597 amino acids)
Source: RefSeq, a predicted model, not a curated record